UAUGUCUGCAACACUAUUGUAGCUACUACCCGCUCUAUGGGCAAAGUUGCUCUAUGUGUUGCUUUAUCUGGGAUUGCUUCUUUGCUUUUAGAUGGCGGAUAUACUGCACACUCAUGUUUUCACAUUCCAAUCCCUAUUCAUAAAGCUUCCACUUGCAGGAUCCAGAAAAAUUCAGACCUUCAUGAUGUACUUUGCCAAACUGGUAUCAUUAUUUGGAAUGAAGCACCAAUGCAGCACCGACAUGCUAUUGAGGCUUUGGACCAUAUGCUACAAGACUUGAUGGAAAAUGCAUAG
Molecule: messenger RNA, 294 nt
Organism: Heterobasidion irregulare TC 32-1
Lineage: Eukaryota; Fungi; Basidiomycota; Agaricomycetes; Russulales; Bondarzewiaceae
Exons: 1
Biological process (GO): telomere maintenance; DNA repair
Molecular function (GO): DNA helicase activity
Source: RefSeq, a predicted model, not a curated record